Molecule: messenger RNA, 1845 nt
Organism: Plasmodium gallinaceum
Lineage: Eukaryota; Apicomplexa; Aconoidasida; Haemosporida; Plasmodiidae
Gene: MAPK1
Product: mitogen-activated protein kinase 1, putative
Exons: 1
Coding region: 1-1845 (614 amino acids)
Biological process (GO): protein phosphorylation; intracellular signal transduction
Cellular component (GO): cytoplasm; nucleus
Molecular function (GO): ATP binding; MAP kinase activity
Source: RefSeq, a predicted model, not a curated record
AUGCCGAAAGAACAAAACAAACAACUGAAAAACACAGAUGAAGUAGAUGAAAAUGUAUUAAAAAAAUAUGAAAUCAUAAAAAAAAUAGGAAAAGGAGCAUAUGGGAUUGUAUUUAAAGCAAAAUGUAAAAAAAAUAAUAAAAUAGUAGCAGUGAAGAAAAUAUUUGAUGCUUUUCAAAAUUCAACAGAUGCUCAAAGAACUUUUAGAGAGAUUAUGUUUUUAUAUCAACUAAAUGGUCAUGAUAAUAUAAUAAAAUUAAUGGAUGUUAUGAAAGCAAAAAAUGAUAAUGACAUUUAUUUAGUAUUUGAUUAUAUGGAAACAGAUUUACAUGAAGUAAUUAAAGCAGAUUUAUUAGAAGAAAUACAUAAGAAAUAUAUAAUAUAUCAAUUAUUAAGAGCAUUAAAAUAUAUACAUUCUGGCUUAUUGUUACAUCGUGAUAUCAAACCUUCAAAUAUACUUUUAAAUUCAGAAUGUCAUAUAAAAGUAGCUGACUUUGGUUUAGCAAGAAGUAUCUCAACAGAAGUUAAUGAAAAUAAAAUACCAGUUCUAACAGAUUAUGUUGCAACGAGAUGGUAUAGGGCUCCAGAAAUUUUAUUAGGUAGUACGAAUUAUACAGAAGGAGUAGAUAUGUGGUCACUUGGUUGUAUUAUGGGAGAGUUGUUAAGUGGAAAACCAUUAUUUAGAGGAAAUUCUACUAUGAAUCAAUUAGAAAAAAUUAUUGAAAUAAUAGGAAAACCAAAUAGAAAAGAUAUUGAAGAUAUAAAAUCUCCAUUUGCUGAAACUAUUAUUUCUUCUUUUAUUGAUAUUAAAAAAAAAAAUUUAUCUGAUAUUUUUCAUAAAGCAUCAAAAGACUCAUUAGAUUUACUUCAAAAAUUAUUACAAUUUAAUCCUUCAAAAAGGAUUAGUGCAGAAAAUGCUCUCAAACAUAAAUAUGUCGAACAAUUUCAUUCUAUUAUAGAUGAACCUAUUUGUAAAAAAAUUAUCACUAUUCCUAUUAAUGAUAGUACAAAAUAUAAAGUGAAUUUUUAUAGAAAUAUUGUAUAUUUUGAUAUAAUGCGAAGAAAAAAAUACUAUUCAAAAAAUGUAAAAAAAAAUUAUCAAGAGAAAGCAUCAGGUAAUUUAAUUAAAACAAAUGAUUCAAUAGAAAAUAACAAAAAUGAUGAAGAAAAAGAAAAAGAAAAGAAAAAAAAAAAAAAAACUGCUUCUAUUACUAAUACUAAUAUUACUUAUAAUAAAUUGAGUAACCAUAAAAAAUCUAUUAUUUUUUCUGAUAUAAAUUAUUCAAAAAAUAAUGAAAUAUCAAAUUUUAAAAACAAAAAAUAUAUCCUUGAAAAACCUUAUGAUAAUAAUAAUAAAACUAUCAAAUCUAAAGAAGUUCAAAAUUCCAAAAAAAAUUAUGAAAAAGAUAAAGGAAUAAAUAAUUAUGUACUGAAUCAACAUAAUAAAAAUAAUGUUAACAAUAAUAAUGAAAAAUAUUAUUAUGAACAUACUGAUGAUAAAAAAGUUAGUAACGAAACUGAUAUUUGUUAUCAUCAAGUUAUUAAAAACGUAAAUAUAGAAAAUAAGGAUAAAAGAUGGAAAAUAUCUACUAAUAAUAUUGUGAAUUCAGGAAUAAAUAAUCCAUACUAUCCCCAAUCAAACAUUACUAAAGUUAUGAAUGAAAAAGAAAAAAUUCCUGAAAAUUGUUCUAAAAAAAAUGAAAAUAAAAGUAAAAAUAUAAAGAAAAAUAUUGUUAGAAAUGAUUUAAAUAGUACCAUUAAAAAUGUUAAUAAACAUUAUGAUUGCUGUGCACAAAAUAUUUUUACAAAUAAAAAAAACUAUAAGUUAACUAACAAAAAUAGCUAA